Messenger RNA from Trematosphaeria pertusa, 1866 nucleotides. RefSeq lists its product as uncharacterized. The record is from RefSeq and is a predicted model, not a curated record. The annotation marks the transcript as partial. NCBI's taxonomy places the organism in Eukaryota, Fungi, Ascomycota, Dothideomycetes, Pleosporales, Trematosphaeriaceae. The transcript is spliced from 3 exons.
AACACAAAGAUCCCCCGUCGACAGCUGACACUGGUCGCCAUCACCGUCUUGUUGAAUGUCUUGCUUUGGAGUUCUCUCAUUUGUCUCAUCACCACUGUUUUCCAAAUCGCAUCCGAGCCGGACGACACAACCAACAUCCCUUCGGAAGUCUUCACUCUGACAUCCGCCCUUGUCACGAUAGCAUACAUCGUCCUCCACACUAUCUUCUCCCUCAAGCAAAGAAUAUGGAAACAUCAAAGACGACACCCAUCUAUGGUGAAGAAGGCUUCGUAUGUCGCCAUCCGCCUUGCUGUCACAUUAUGUGUUCUAUGGCUCUUGACUUCCGGCUGGAACAUGAUCCUUGUCGCUCGUCGGCCCGUAUGCCUACCGAAAGCGCCUGGCCUUAAAGGCUGGGAAUCUGGCACACCCUGUCGGGUUGGCCGUGCGGGCAUUGCCUUUGCUAUGAUAGCGCUGAUGGCUUCCUGUACGUUGUUCGGCAUGCUCUCGAUCGUGCGCCGUCCUUUCGAAGCCCACCUGCUGAAGCACGGCUAUAGACCACCACCCGCCAACCCUCGCCUCACACCUGGUGUUUCUCGAAGGGCGUCACCAUCCCGCAGCGCUUCUAUUGCCUCCGAAAAGUAUCAAGGUGGCCGGGUAUCUGCGUCAACACAUAGGAGCACCCCUUCGAACACUUCCAACACCGAUGUCGAGACAUGGGACCUGAACUCGGCGUCGCCUCCCUCAACAAUCCACGCUCCGUCGCCCAUCCGGUCAAUAGGGCUGGGUAUCUUCACAUCCCAUGCGCAGCCCCCGCCGCUCCCUCCGGCCUUCAUCAUUCCGCCACGUGCUCCGUCGGUAGAGUCCCCACCACCUGUCUUCUAUCCCUCCGCAUCCAACCAACAUCUUCCACCACCUCCUCGUAUGUCUGCUCUUAUUGCGCCCUCGGGGUUUGUACCCUUAUCGGUUCCAGCACAGUACUCAGCGUCUGCAUGGCGUGCUGUCCACCCGCCAGCGCCUUCCCCGUUAGGGCCAGCUUCGUCACGCUCUCAUCCGCACCUGCGCGAUGCAAACUCCGGCUACAGCUUUUCCUACCGCAGUCGCUACUCACGUUCAUCCGUCUCUCUCACGCGUCCGCAUCGCCUCAGCUCGACCACACCGGUGGGCAGCGUCGCAUGGAGCACGCGAAGCGGGUCGACGGGCCCAGACGAAGGCCGAGGAAGUCCUUCUUCCGGAAGCGGAGGUUCCAGGCGAAGAGCUAGCGCCAACGAGAUCGCAUACGCCAUCCUGAACGGCACCCAUAUACCGGGUACUGAGCCUCCAAAGCCUCGAAAUAUGGGCCAUGUUCGGACUGCUAGCGCACCCGAUGCCACGACGGGUGCUCAACAAGCCGGUCGCAAAUGGAGGAGCUGGAAACCUCAGCUAGAAACGCCUCAGCUAGAAAAAGCGCAGUCCGCGAGUCAAGAGGAGAGCAACGAGGCGGUCCCUGCUAAGAUUUUCAAACUUGUCAGGAGCUCCUCUGCUGAGCUGCUGAGCAAGUUUAGUCCCGAUAGCAGCCCGGACGACGACAAAGUCAACCUUCGCAAAGAGCUUGAGAAGGAACUAGACGAUAUAAGGCUGAGCAUUGAGAAAAUUCUUCCCUUCCGCAAGUACCGCUCUGCGAGCCCACUGCGACACUCAGAUAUCCCGGCUGGUGCCGCGAACGUAGCAAGAGCUGCGUCAACAACAGUUAGUCGCACGCCGCAGAACGCGAACAUGCAGCCCAAGCACGGUGGCGGCGGAGGAAGCGCGGACGCAAGUGCGGGAGCGCAGAUGCCCGCCGCCCAAGCGAGGAGAAUGACGUUCGAUGAGUUGAAGAAUAAGCCGCUACCGAAGAUCGCGGCGCUGUAA